Penaeus indicus is the source of this 4758-nucleotide messenger RNA. RefSeq names its product guanylate cyclase soluble subunit beta-1-like (gene Gycbeta100B). The coding region runs from base 136 to 1944 and encodes 602 amino acids. Gene Ontology annotation, molecular function: guanylate cyclase activity; heme binding. The transcript has 14 exons. Lineage: Eukaryota; Metazoa; Arthropoda; Malacostraca; Decapoda; Penaeidae. The record is from RefSeq and is a predicted model, not a curated record. Gene Ontology annotation, cellular component: guanylate cyclase complex, soluble. Gene Ontology annotation, biological process: cGMP biosynthetic process; response to oxygen levels.
CAGAGGGAGAGGAAGAUUCAGUGGGAAGGAGCCUGCAAUCAAUUUUCUUCUCUCAUUUCUCUCUUAAAUACGAUAUAACGCCGUGUUGGGCAUUGCAGGAUUUCUCAUACUGAUCCCUAUAUCUGGAUUCUCAUCAUGUACGGGUUCGUCAACUACGCCAUCGAACAGCUGGUGGUGAGGAACUUCGGUGAUGAGACCUGGGAAGACAUAAAGCGCGAGGCGGAGGUUCACAUGGACGGGUCUUUCCUGGUGAGACUGACGUACGACGAUGAAAUUACGUACAACGUGGUGGCAGCUGCAGAGCGCGUUUUGGGAGUGCCAGCCAACGCGAUCCUGGAGAUGUUUGGGAAGAUGUUUUUCCAGUUCUGCCAAGAGUCGGGAUACGACACCAUCCUGCAGGUUCUCGGGGCCACCGUCAGCGGGUUCUUGCAGAACCUGGACGCCUUGCACGAUCACUUGCAACUCAUCUACCCGGGCAUGAAAGCACCCAGUUUCCGAUGCACGCAGAGGGACGAAGACGGCGCACUCGUCCUCCACUACUACUCGGAUCGGCCGGGACUCGAGUACAUCGUCAUCGGCAUCGUCAAGGCCGUGGCGUCCCAGCUGCACGGGACGGAGGUGGAGGUGGAGAUCCUGCGGCGGCGUGAGGAGGAGGACCACGUGCAGUUCCUCAUCACGGAGAAGGACACGCAGGCCAGAGUCCACAUCACCGACCAGAAGCAGGACCAUGAGCUGGAUACAGAAUCCAAGAUAAGUCCCCGGACCUUCUGCCAAGUGUGUCCUUUCCACCUGAUGUUCGACCGAGACCUGACGAUUCACCAGGCAGGCUUUUCCAUCGCCAGGGUCCUGCCGGCGGUCAGGCAGAAGGACGCCACCCUCGACAGUCUCUUCGAUGUGGUCCGGCCGCACAUGGGACUGACCUUCGAGAAUAUCUUGUCUCACAUCAACACCAUCUACGUCCUGAGAACAAGGGAAGCGCUCAUCACCACCCGUGGCGACAACCGUGACUUAGGCUCCGACCAGGGCUGCCUCAGACUCAAGGGCCAGAUGAUCUACCUUCCCGAGACGGAGCUGAUGCUGUACGUGUGCUCGCCCUCCGUCCUCAACCUGGACGACCUCUACCGCAAGGGCCUCUAUCUCUCGGACAUCCCCCUCCACGACGCCACUCGAGACCUCGUCCUCCUCAGCGAGAAGUUCGAGGCCGAGUACAACCUCACGACGAACUUGGAGAUUUUGACCGAUAAGCUUCAGCACACUUACCGCGAGCUGGAGAGCGAGCGACAGAAAACGGAUAAGCUCUUGUAUUCCGUCCUGCCCAUCAGCAUUGCCAACGAGCUCCGACAUAAGCGCCCUGUUCUCCCACGCAGAUACGAGGUGGUAACACUGCUCUUUUCCGGGAUCGUCGGCUUCUCUGACUACUGCUCGAGACACACGGACAUCGCGGGCGCCUCGAAGAUCGUCAAGAUGCUCAACGACCUCUACACGGCCUUCGACUGCCUCACGGACGAGAAGAAAAAUCCGAACGUCUAUAAGGUGGAGACCGUAGGUGACAAGUACAUGGCCGUCAGCGGACUCCCGGAGACCUGCGACCACCACGCGCGCUGCAUCUCCAACCUCGCCCUCGACAUGAUGGACAAGGCCGAGGGCGUCAUCGUGGGCGGCCAGAAAGUGGAGCCCCAGAACUACGACGCGAAAUUCGUGUUCUCGUACCGGGGCCCCGUGCCGAUGAAGGGGCGAAAGGAACCGAUGCAAGUGUGGUUCCUCAACAGGAGAAAACCCGGUGCCGACGCAGGGGCCCAAUAUCUCCAGGAGCCCCAGAACUACGACGCGAAAUUCGUGUUCUCGUACCGGGGCCCCGUGCCGAUGAAGGGGCGAAAGGAACCGAUGCAAGUGUGGUUCCUCAACAGGAGAAAACCCGGUGCCGACGCAGGGGCCCAGCAAUAGAGAUUUAGUUUUAGAUGUAGAGCUUAAUUGAGAUUGAGCUUAGGAAACAUUAGGUAGUCUCCCGAGAAAGAGAGAGAGAGAGAGAGAGAGAGAGAGAGAGAGAGAGAGUGAGAGUGAGAUUGAGAGUGGGAGUUCGGGGGAGAAUGUAUAUAAUUAAUGUCGAAAAACAUUUGACGUACUGUAUGUGAUAAUGAUAAAAAUAUAUAUAUAAUAGUGAGAGUUUGAAUGGUUACGAGAAGUGUGUCAAAUAGCUGGUGAUAUAUAGGAAAAAGUAAUUUAACAAAAUAAAAAACAUGUAGCAGUAUAUCCUACACACACGCACGCUGAGAGAGAGAGAGAGAGAGAGAGAGAGAGAGAGAGAGAGAGAGAGAGAGAGAGAGAGAGACAGAGAGAGAGAGAGACUAAUAGGAGCACGGGACAAUGCGUCUGGGAUGCGCAGAUCUUUUUCAUAAUUCAUAAUGUUGUCGGAAGAUAUGCCAAGACCUUUUUUUUUCAACAGCAUCCAGAUUGUGAGAAUGUAGAACAGUAAUAUGGGUAGUAACAUGGGCAAAAUCUGGGAGACCUAACAACUAAUGCCUACACUCAAAACAGCUAACAUCUCCAGUUCGAUUACACUGUACCAGGAUUCCAAGCCCAGGAGAUAAUAUGAUCCACACCGAACGAGUAACCACACACCACCCCUGUGUUCUUGCAGUAACCUACGCCUGUUUGCAAGACAGUCUUGAAUGCAGGAUCGAAGUUUGCAAAUACAGGAGGCUGAACAAUUAUCACAUUUCCAAAUGAAUGAUCUUCUCGGUGACGCGGGAGGUCGAUGGACAUCUGCAGUUGACUCUGUAACUGGCGUAAUGUGAGUGAGUUUGAGCUAGAGCUACGGUGAUUACACAUGAGCAUACGUUUAUAUUGCGGGUAUUCAUGGAAAUGACUCGGAAUGCAUAUUUGCAUAAAUAGACGUUAUUAGCAGAACUCAUUUAAAAUCCCGUCAUUUAUGGUAAUUAUAACUCGUCGUUUGGACCAUCACUGUUGGAUUUUCUUUUCAGUAUUUAUAAUUCCACAUGAUGUCUGUUACAGCACUUCCAUUUCUUGAAAAUGAAAUUAAAGGGGUAAUAAAGUAAAAAUCGGAAACCUAAAUAAAACAGCUAGUUCUGGUAUUCUACCAAGAGAGUGGCAGCGUACAUCUAAGCGAACCAUCAUAACUCGCUUUACCUCUCAAUAAUCAGCUAACAGACAACCGAUGGUAUCCGCCGACGCGAAUAAGCAAUUACAAAAGUAAGGUAAAGAAAUAAUGAAGUCUCAAAAAAUUAAAAUCCAAAUAUAAAAUACGCCAGCGUGUUGUUUCGGCGAGACUCAGCUUGGCCUCUCUGUCUUAGGACUGUCAGGAUUCCAAGUCGUUAAUUACCGCCAUUUUCUUUAGAGUAACAGUAAAUACAAAUGUUGGUAUUUAGAGAAUGCCUUUCUAGGCCAAUGAAUCUUUCCCAUUUUCGUAUUUCCAUAUAUAUAUAAAAUUUAUAAAUACGAAACACUGGACCAACUCCUAAAUCUUAAAAUAUAAACAAGGUACAGAAGAGAUGGGUCAAUUCCUUUAGUUUCAUAAAUAUAGUUAAAAAUACGGCGGGCCAAGAUUUCUCACUAAGGAUUCGAACAAGUGUCGUGAGGAGGCUUCAAAGCGGCCUAUUCGCACAGGAUCCUAGUGAACAUUUCUUACGUGCGCUCUGUUUCCGGGUUAUUUUAUGUAAGUUAGCAAUUCGUAACCGAAAACGGAAUACCUUCACAUUUUCCCCCGCAGUCCAAAUAAAAAUUUCUGUAAAUUACCGCAGCUACGAAAACGUGACGUCACUGUUUACCGCCGUCACAAAGCUGGCCUUGCAUGGCUGGCGGGCUCCCUCAGGUGCGCAUUUUAGGAGAACCGUUAGCGGGAAAUCUGCGCAGAUGGAUGUAUCCUCUUUCUCGAUGUUAAAAUGGUACAUAACUGAAUUUUCAAACGAUUUUGUAACGCGACAGCCAAAUUACGAUGUUACGUUAUGCGCAGAUGUUCGAUGGGAGGGUUCACCUGCCUUAUGCCGCCCUGUUGCCUUCCGCUCGUGCAGGUUCAUUUACAGCUGCUGGCGGCAAUGGGGGGCGGACUGCAUGCAGAUUUUGAUCACAACACCAUGGUGGUGAAGAGUGACAAGGCGUCUCAACUCAAUGCUUGUAUCCUGGAUAACUGAUAUUAUUAUAUGAUUAUCCUUCCUCAGCUCAAUGACAAUAUAUCAUAGCAUAACGAAACUAAAUUUUGAUACUUACAUUCAUACAUAAGAUAUCACUUAUCAGUCUCACAAUAUAUAUAUAUAUAUUGUGUGUGUGUGUGUGUGUGUGUGUGUGUGUGUGUGUGUGUGUGUGUGUGUGUGUGAGAGAGAGAGAGAGAAAGAGAGAGAGAGAGAGAGAGAGAGAGAGAGAAUAAACAACAAAAUAAAGAGAAUGAACAUUAUUAUAAUUUGUUAUAGUAAUGAACAAUAAUGCAUUUGCCUACAUCGUACAUCUGGAGAACCACACCAGACUGACACUGUAAAGAUUCCAUAAGAUUAUUGAUAAAGUUUCCACGAUGCCAAAGAAUAUUUUGAACUUAAAUGUACUUAGCAGAGCAUGGAUGAUGGUUUAGUAUAGGUGCUCUGAAUAUAUUUUUGUGUGACGAUGUAUAGCUGUUUUUUUGUUUGUUUUUUUUUCUCAUGAACAAAGAAUCUAUGAUGCUGAAAAUUAUAUUUAGAGUAAUGUAGUAUAUGUGUUAUUAAAGCAAAUAAACUGACAUUUGUUUGCUAGCCAAAGAAAUGCUACAUAACA